This is a messenger RNA of Lacerta agilis (Sand lizard), 1216 nucleotides long. RefSeq names its product interleukin-8-like. NCBI's taxonomy places the organism in Eukaryota, Metazoa, Chordata, Lepidosauria, Squamata, Lacertidae. Gene Ontology annotation, cellular component: extracellular region. Gene Ontology annotation, biological process: inflammatory response; neutrophil chemotaxis; cellular response to lipopolysaccharide. The transcript is spliced from 4 exons. Gene Ontology annotation, molecular function: CXCR chemokine receptor binding; chemokine activity. The coding region runs from base 219 to 533 and encodes 104 amino acids. The record is from RefSeq and is a predicted model, not a curated record.
AAUAGGAAGAGAGUUUACCACAAGAUUUCCCAAUGACUCAUUCGUGAAUUGCUUGCGCUGGGAAUUUCCUCUGACAGAGCUGAAACAUGGUACUUCAGGGCAAGUGAGAUGGUAUAAAAGCAGCAGGUCUUGCAGAGCUCAGACACAAAACUUCUGAAGCACUCCCAAGUACCUUGCCUUUCAGGACAGCAGCCAAGAAAGACAUCCCUCGCCUCAACAUGAACUCCAAGGUUGUUGUUGCCAUUCUGGCUCUUUUCGUGCUCUCCGGCUCUCUGACGGAAGGUGUCUCACUGGCCCGGAUCGGGAGCGAGCUGCGCUGCCAAUGCAUAAGCACCCAUUCCACAUUCAUCCCGACCAGACACAUUCAGGAUGUCAAACUGACCCAAAGCGGGCCCCACUGCAAGAAUGUCGAAAUCAUUGCAACUCUUAAGGACGGGAAAGAAGUGUGCUUGGAGCCCACAGCUAGAUGGGUGAAAGUGAUCAUCAAAGCCAUCCUGGAUAAGGCUCAAGCCAAUGCAGAAUCCCAGUUAUAAGGAAAAAAACUCUUGGAAUCUUUCCUGUCUUGCUUCCCUGAAAGAAGCUGAGCCAUUUCUAUCAAGUCUACUUUAUAUAAGAGCCUUUUAUAAAUUUGGAUAUUGUUGUUGUCUUAUUUAUGUAUUUAUUUUACAACCUUGCUGAUAGAAAACCCUUUAUAAGGAUGUAUUUAAAAUAAUUGUAAAAGGAAAGCCUUGUGCAGAAAGCAGGAAGAUGAGGUGGUUAAAUCAAGGUGAUUUGGAAAGUGGAAUGUAUUGCUAAGUGCAGUUGCAAUAGUGGUGAAACUGUGUGUACAAACUGGCAACAGAUCCUGGUCCCUUGGGGCACAGGCAAAGCUAACAACAGUUGCAUCAGGAGAGCCAGCUACCUACUGUUGGUCACUUUAGUGGUUACAGCACCAGGAGACACGGGUUCAAAUCCCCACUCAGCCAUGAAACUCAACCCAUGGCCUUGGGCUGGUCCCUAUCUGUCAGUCGAAUCUACCUCAUGGGGUUGAGAGAAAGAGCCACAUGUGAUGCUCUGAGCACCAGAGGAAGGGUGGGAUGAAAUGUUAUUUAGUUAAUAUCUGUCAUAUCUGAAGUGCCUUUCAGAUAUAUUGUUUUUUUUCAGUUUCUAACCUAUUUAUUCACACGUCAUAUCUGAAGUAAUUAUCUGUUGUCCUUGAAAUCUUCUGUGUCAGAUU